CGGGGCGCUGGAGCGCGGCGACACUCACGCCGCGGGAAGGACGGACGGACGGACGCGCCGCCGGCCCCUCCGCAGCCAUGGCCGAGCGCGCCGCCCGCCGCUGCUGCCUCGGCUGGGACUUCAGCACGCAGCAGGUGAAAGUUGUUGCUGUUGAUGCAGAGCUGAAUGUGUUCUAUGAGGACAGUGCGCAUUUUGACAGAGACCUUCUAGAAUUCGGGACUCAGGGUGGAGUUCACAUUCACGAGGAUGGGCUGACAGUGACAUCUCCAGUCCUGAUGUGGGUCCAGGCUUUGGAUAUCAUCUUGGAGAGGAUGAAGGCCUCGGGCUUUGACUUCUCUCAAGUCCUCGCCCUGUCUGGGGCCGGCCAGCAACAUGGAAGCGUAUACUGGAAGGCUGGGGCCAGCCAGGUGCUGAGAAGCCUGUCACCAGACCUCCCGUUACAUAAGCAGCUGCAGGCCUGUUUCUCCAUCAGCGACAGCCCGGUGUGGAUGGACUCCAGCACCACAGCCCAGUGUCGCCUGCUGGAGGCCGCGGUGGGCGGAGCCCAGGCUCUCAGCUGCCUCACAGGCUCCCGGGCCUACGAGCGAUUUACGGGAAACCAGAUCGCGAAGAUUUACCAGCAGAACCCCGAGGCCUACUCACACACGGAGAGAAUUUCUUUGGUCAGUAGCUUUGCUGCCUCCCUGUUCCUUGGGUCUUACUCUCCUAUCGACUGCAGUGAUGGUUCUGGAAUGAAUUUGUUGCAGAUCAAGGACAAAGUCUGGUCGCGGGUCUGCCUUGCUGCCUGUGCUCCUCAUUUAGAGGAGAAGCUUGGCUCACCGGUACCGUCCUGCUCAGUUGUGGGAGCCAUUUCUUCCUACUACGUCCAGCGCUAUGGAUUUCCUCCAGGGUGCCAAGUGGUGGCCUUUACUGGGGACAACCCUGCGUCGCUGGCAGGCAUGAGGCUGGAGGAAGGUGACAUUGCGGUCAGCCUGGGCACCAGCGACACCCUAUUUCUCUGGCUCCAGGAGCCCAUGCCCGCCCUGGAAGGUCACAUCUUCUGCAACCCCGUUGGCUCCCAGCACUACAUGGCACUCCUCUGCUUUAAAAAUGGCUCCCUCAUGAGAGAGAAGAUCCGUGAUGAGUCAGCUUCCUGUUCCUGGAGUGAGUUCUCUGAGGCACUGCGGUCCACCGAGAUGGGGAACGGCGGGAACCUGGGUUUUUAUUUUGACGUAAUGGAGAUCACCCCUGAAAUUAUUGGGCGCCAUAGGUUUAGUGCAGAAAACCACAAGGUCCCAGCAUUCCCCAAGGAUGUGGAGAUCCGAGCACUGAUUGAAGGGCAGUUCAUGGCCAAGAGGAUUCAUGCCGAGGGCUUGGGCUACCGAGUCAUGCCCAAGACAAAGAUUUUGGCCACUGGAGGGGCAUCUCACAACAGAGACAUCUUACAGGUACUUGCGGAUGUGUUUGGCGCCCCAGUGUAUGUCAUAGACACUGCCAACUCUGCCUGUGUGGGCUCUGCGUACCGAGCUUUCCAUGGCCUUGCAGCUGGAACAGACGUGCCCUUUUCAGAGGUUGUGAAAUUAGCCCCACCUCCCAGAUUAGCUGCUACCCCAACCCCAGGAGCUUCUCAGGUCUACGAGGCCCUCCUUCCACGAUACGCCAAGCUUGAGCAGAGAAUCCUGUCGCAGACCCAGGGGCCUCCUGAGGGAAUGCCUCAGGCCCAGGCACCCCUGUUAACCCUGCCUGCCCAGACUCACUGAUCCCGCCUCGAGACGUGCUCCUGGACAGCAGGGAUCCUCCUCCUUGUUCUAAGUGACUGUGCCUGCCCACCUUGCACUGCUCCAGUCCUGCCCCGGACCACCUAAACCCAAGGGACUUUUAUGUACAGGGACUUAAAUCAGCAGCACGGGGGAAACAAAGCCAUCCCUCAUCCCUUGACCCCAGCACCCCCUUCUCCAACUCGGACUCUUUGGCCACUCCUCCCCAAACUGCAACCCACAGCCACCCCCGCCCCAUACCGUGACCCCGCUAUCCCAUUUCACCACCCCCCCAACCCUGACUCCCUUCUUUCAGUGUCUGAAUGGCCUCCUGGUUUCUUCCUUUCUUGUCUUCCCCAUGCUUACUCCUCCUUCAAGGUUUCUCCCUUCUGUCCUUCCAGCAUCUGCCCCUCAUCCUACGUGAUCUCUUCUUCCUCCCCGUGCCCACCUGCUGAAACUCACUGCCUCCCACCCAAAGAGUUUGACACACCUGAUGACCGUGCUUCCUGUCCCCUCCCAUCAGCUCUCCCCACCGGUUGCCUGACUCCCUGGCACACCAGACCACUUGGAGGGCCCCUCUCCCCGGUAGUACAGGGUAGCACCUCCCUCCCUCCGUCCCUUCCUUCAGAGAGAAUUUCUCAAAUUCUGGAUUUUUUUAUUCUAUUUCUGUGGUGUCGUUUGACAUGUUCUCUGUCUUCUAUAUUUCCUGAAGAUUGGUGGUUGGAUCCAAUACAGAGUUCCUCACCCACAGUACUGUUGACAUUUGGGACUGGAUAAGUUUUGGUUGUGGGGGGCAGCAGUAUCACUGGCGGCUACCCGCCAGAUGCCAGUGUCACCCUCUCCCCGAGUCGUGACAAUCCAAAAUGUCUCCAGACGUGGCCAGAUACCUCCUGGUGGGGAUGGGGAGGCGAAAUUGCCCCUCGUUCAUAACCACUGACUUAAGAGACUCGAUCACACACAAUGCAAUUUUCCUUUUUGUGUCAGACAACCAGGACGGUGUUGUGUUCUUCCAUCAGGAGGCACGUAAUGGCUGGUUUUCUCUCACUGUUGUGAUGUUCAUCCCCAGGUCCAUCAGCUCACUAGGGAUCCAGUUUUGUUAGUCCUCUUCAUUUAUGACCUGGCAUUCUUCUAUGUGAGACAUUCCCCAUCCAGUUACCCAGUGGUGGUGUUUAUAUAGGAGAGGCCGAAUAAAUAGAUUCUUCCCGGUGUUCACUAGUGUUCAAAAUAAUGGGUUAAUCCCCAGGCAUCCUCUAACAGCAACUAGAUAUUUUUUUCAGUGUCAAUCUGAUGCAUUUAGCGUAUUUUAUGUGUUUUAAUCCAUUGGGGUAAUAUAUUUCUGUCCUUGCCUUCUGUUGUUAGCCAUUCUCUCCAGCUCUUCUGCUUCCCUGAUGUUUCAUUCCUUCUUUCCUUACUGAUACUUCUGCUCUGUUUACCCCUUAAUUCCUGCUGGGCCCCAAAUCUCUGUCCUCAUCCUUCUUUCUCACCCAUUCUGUCCUCUGGUUAGACGAUUUCAUCUAUUCUUGGGCUUCAACCACUGUUUCCAUACCAGGAACCUCCAGAUCUAUGUUUCCAUCCAGAACUCUCCUUGGAGUCUACCAGCAUUCUCACAGGGGUACUUCACACUCCACUUAUCUUCCCUUGCCCUUCCCCCAACCUCCUCCUCUCAUGUUGCUGUUUCAGUGAAUUGGAAUCACCUUGCAUCCAUGCAUUCAGGAACCCAACCCCCAAAUGCAGAUACCCUCUCUCUUUCCCACGUCAGAUGAGUCACCAGGUGAGUUUGGUUAUUCCUCUGGUAACUCCUAAAGCAGUUCCUUUGUCUCCGUCCCCCCUGUUUUACCUUGGACCCCUUUAUACCUUGCUCAAAUUAUGACAAAAGCCUACAUAGAAAAUCCUCUGUGAUCUGCUACAGAAUCCCCCAGAGAUUACCUCUGCUGCAGGCCCUCACCUAAAUUGGGACUUCAGUGGAACCAGGCUCCUUGUGGUCUCACCCAGAGUGGGAAAAUGCUGCAGAGCAGGUCUGAGACCCGGUGGGUUAGAGCAGUAGAUAGGGGGGAGUCAAAAGGAAGAGGUUUGCAAAAUGAAUGGGGCCAGCAGCAUUUCUGAGAGAGGUGAAGUCAUCUCAAAAGGAAGUGGUGUCCUUAGCAGGCUUGGUGGAUGAGAGGAAGAAGAAAGCAGAAAGCUGAGGGUGACAGCCUGUCAACAGCAAGUCGAUUCAGAGGAAAACGGGCAACUUCCCAACCCCUGCUACCUACACUUGACUUAUUAAAGAAAUUUUACAACAUUGACCAACAGAAAAAGGCUCUCUUACACCAAGAAACAGAGAAAGGCGGUCAGUCCAUUUCCCAUUUUACCUCUGCCCCCAUAGAGUUGUCUGUCAUUGCAAGCAUGUCAACAUAAAUAGAAAAGGGAACUUACCACAUAGACAUAUGUAGGAAGAAAACAAAGUGAGAAUCGAUUUUUCAAGCUGAUGAAAUACUCCAAAAUAAAGAGAACGAAAGAGAGUAAAGGACAAAUACGGUAAAUUGUAACAACCCUCCGGUGUGAGCUUUAAAAGAAGUUUCAGUGCAAGUGCAGAUGUGAAAGAAUAUCACAGGUCAGAGCAUUUAAAACUCAGAAUGAAAAUGAAGGUUCAACAGACGUGUGUGUGAAGAGAGAACUGAUCAAGCUUGGGAAGGGAUUUGAACAAAAAAUUAAAAGCGUCAUAGGAAUGAAGACUAAAUUACAACAUAUUCAAAUAAAAAUCGAGAUGUCUUCAAGUAUAGUAGAGCAUAUAGAAGAUGGGAAUGAUGAAAGCUAAGACAGCAAAGGAUAGAGAGGAAGAGCUGACAAAGUCCAGAAGGAAAAGGAUCAGUAAAGUAACAGCGGACUCUAAUGACUCUCCCUUGCUGACUUGGAUGAAGUAAGCUGUCCUAUGGAGAGACCCACAAGGCAGGGAAGUGAGGGCACUUUCUGGCCAAAAACCAUUCAAUAGCUGAGGCCCUCAGUCCAGCAAUUAACAAGGAGCUGGAUCCUGCUAACAACCACAUGACUUCCCUAGUCAAGCCUCAAAUGAGACCCCCAACUCUGGCCAACAUCUUGAUUAUAGCCUUGUGAGAGGUUCUGACGCAGAGGACCAGAGGACUCAGGUAAACCGUGCCCAGUUUCUGAACCCACAGAAACUCAUAAUAAAUGGGUGUUGUUUUAGUUUGUGGUGAUAACUAGUUAUUUACUGUUACGCAGCAAUAGAAAUUCAAAGCAUUCCCCAUCUAUAGAGCAGAGGGACCUGCUCAUACACUCCCAGUGGGAUUUGGGAAUGCUAUGGGCCAGUGACUGCUAUCUGCUUCCAUCCUGACACUUCCCAAAUGAUAGCUCUUUUGCUAUUAUCUUGUCUCUGUUUUCGUCCACUUAUGUUGGCCAUGUGAGAGGCUUAGCCUCUCCUAUAUCUGGUUCAUACGUCCUUGGCUCAAGCGUAGGCGCAAGCAGACCUUACUUAGAUGGUGAAAUCCUAAACCCGACUGAGAUUUUCGAGGGCUUUGGGAUGGGAAUGUGCGUACUCUACAUGUGGAAAUGAUGUGUUUAACUGCGGCCAGGAGGAAAAACUGAGACAGCUGCCGAAAUGGCCCCACGUGCCUCAUGGUGUCCGCAUACUUUGUUGCACGGCUUUGUCACGCUCUCCCAUUCUGAGUAGGAUUGGUUGUGUAACUUGGCUUUGGCCUCAUCAGUAAAUGGGAUGCAAGCUGAGGCUCAAAAUGACUUGCUUGAGUGAGCCUUCUCUUUCUUGUAAGAGCAGCGUUACUGCGAUAAGAAGAUGACGGGCACGUGGGACAGAGCCUGGUUCUUCCACGUGCUCCCAGCCAACAACUGGUUGAACCGCAGAUGUGUAAGUUAGCCCAGCCGAUGUCGGAAGCACCUCAGUCACAUGAGCAAUAAACCUUUUAGUGCCGUAAGCCUCAGGCUUUCUGGUUGCUUGUUAGGCAGCGUGAUUUUAACAGUAGUUAACAGCUACAAUACCCAACCUCAUAAAGAUAAAACAAAAUAAGAAACUACAUAUCAAUCUCUUAUUCAUAGCAAUGAAGUUAUUGCCAAUUUUGCCAAUUUGUAAUGAUUUAGUGUAAAUCAUAGAUAUAGGGACGUCUGGGUGGCUCAGUCAGUUAAGUGUCCGACUUCGGCUCAGGUUCGUGGGUUCAAGCCCUGCUUGGGGCUCUGUGCUCACAGCUCAGAGCCUGGAGCCUGCUUCGGAUUCUGUGUCCCCCCCCCUCUCUCUGCCCCUCCCCCACUCCCACCCCUCUCAAAAAAAAAUAAACAUUAAACAUUUUAAAAAGAUCAUAUUUAUAAAUGAUACAUUUGUCAAAUAUCAUUGGAUUAAUAUCAAUAAGAAAAUCCCCAAAAGAAAAUACCAGCAAACAGAAAGCAACAGGGCAUUGAAGAUGAUCGAUCAUGACUCAAGUGCAGCUUAAUGGCUGAGUAUUAGAAAAUCAGUGAAUACAAUUCCCCAUUUUAAUAGAUCUAAAAAGCAAUUUGAUUAUGGUUGCUGAAAAGUCCUCUGACAAAACUUAACACUCAUUCCUGAUUUAAAAAAAGAAAGUUGGGGCUCAGGUCACAAUCUCUUGGUUGUGGGUUCAAGCCCCACAUCGGGCUGUCUGCUGUCAGCACAGAGCACACUUCAGAUUCUCUGUCUCUCUGUCUCUCUGUCUCUCUGUCUCUCUCUCUCUGCCCCUCCCCCACUUGUGAGCUUGCUCUCUCUCUCUCUCUCUCUCUCUCUCUCAAAAAUAAACAUUAAAAAAAUAAAAAUAGAGUCCCUGGGUGGCUCAGUCAAAAGUCUGACUUUGGCUCAGGUCAUGAUCUCACGGUUCCUGGGGUCGAGCCCCGAGACAGGCUCUGUGCUGACAGCUAAGAGCCUGGAGCCUGCUUUGGAUUUUGUGUCCCUGUCCCCUCCCCCCAUCUUUUCCCCAGCUCGUGCUCUGUCUCUGUCAAAACUAAAUACUAAAAAAAACAUUAAAAAUAAAUAACAAUUGAAAAAAAAUCCUUGACUUGUAAUUUCAUCAUCUCUUUUCUGUUUCCAUUGACCAUUCUUUCUCCUUCUUGUGGGUCACAUUUUCUUGCCUUUUCACAUGUCUGGUAAAGUUUUUUAAAUGUUGGGCAUUGUACAUUUUUUAUUGUAGAGAGUCAGAAUUUGUUGAAUUCCUUUAAAAAAGUGUUGAACUUUUGUCUGGUGAGUACUUAAGUCACUUAUGUAUCACCUUAAUCAUUUCAAGGCUUGGCAUGGUGGGCUUACAGUAGCCUUUCUUCUUGGCUAGUUUACUUCUGCUACGGUGGAGUGACCCUUUGUAUCUUCACUCUGAGUGUGCUGGGUAUUUAAUGAGGACUUUCCACUCUGGAUGGUAAGAGCUUAAAACUUCCCUUUCCUGUAUGAGCUCUUGGAGCUCAUAGCUUACAGCUCUUCUGUUGUUUUUUCUCUCUCACCCCAUGGAGUUUCAUUAUGUGUAUGUGCAACUCAGAAUUCAGGAAAAGACCCAAGGAGACUCCUUUGCAGAUGUCCAGCUUUCUUUAUGUAGUUCCCUUCUCUCUGGUACUGUACCAGAGUAAAGUUUGCUCUUAAAUUUGCUAUAGCCUUCUUUUUUUCUUUUUAGGCAAAACUUUUUUUUUUUUAAUGUUGAUUUCUAAAAGAGAGGGAGAGAGAGAGACAGAGCAUGAGCAGAGAAGGGCAGAGAGAGAGAGAGAGAGAGAGAGAGAGAGAGAGAGAGAGAGAGAAUCCGAAGCAGGCUCCGGGCUUUGAGCUGUCAGCACAGAGCCCAAUGCAGGGCUCGAACUCAUGAGCCAUGAGAUCAUGACCAGAGCCCAAGUCGGAUGCUUAACCGACUGAGCCCCCCAGGCGCCCCGUUAAGUUUGCUAUAGUCUUCUUGAUUUUUAGUCUCACUCUGUUCUCGACUCUGCAAGGUUGCCAGGCUCUGCUUGGGAUACACUUCCUGCACUGUGGACUGGAAUUUGUCUCCAGGCAUAAAGCAGGGGCAAUCAUAAGGCUCCCUUCAUUUUUUUUUUUUUCUUUUCUCAGGGAUUACAGCUUGUAUAAUGUCCAAAAAUAAUUGCCUCCUAUAUCUUGUCCAUUUUUCUGGUUAUGGUAGAUAUAACAUAUGACAAAUGCCAUUCCACUUAUUCUGCGAUGGCCUGAGGAAAAUUGUUACCCAGCUCAAUUUUGAUUCCAUUUCCAGCAGUUUCUCAAUGUAGGAAUCUGACCUAAAUCGGAGCACUGGGGAUGCCUGAGGGGCUCAGUCAGUUAAGUAUCCAGCUGUUGAUUUUGGCUCAGGUCAUGAUCUCGGGGUCAUGGCAUCGAGCCCCACAUAGGGCUCUGUGCUGGGCAUGGAAUUUGCUUGGGAUUCUCUCUCUCCAUCUCCCCCUCUCCGCCUGCCCCUCUCCCACUUACAAGUGCACACACUCCCUUUCUCUCUCUCUCUCUCUCAAUAGAUAGAUAGAUAGAUAGAUAGAUAAAACAGAGCCCUGGCUAAUCAGUCUUAAGAGUUCACAGAGACAAACUCUUCCAGCUGUUUCUAUUUUUACCACAAUCUCCUUGCAUUCACUUGCUGUCAGAUUGGGGAAACCCCUCCCAGUUUCACCUACUGUUCUUAAGUUAUUGAACCACGAUUUCCGAGGAAUAUCUCCUAGCUGUUUGGGAUUCUAUUGUUCUUGGGAAUCUCAUCCACCCUGUUGUUUUCCUCAGAUCCCCCUUGCACACAUGCUGGUCCAUGAAGCUUUCAUUGCUGUUGGUAGCUUGUAGGUUGCCUCCGUUUGCUUGUAUUUUUGGUGUUUUGGAGGAAGCUUUGUCACCUAGUAUUGUUGCAAAUGUAUAUGGAUAUUCUGUUUUUGUUUCCAUGUAGUUGCUCUGUGAGGAUUUUGGAAGAUUCGAAAACUAUACAACCACCAGCCUAGCCACCGCUUUUCUGGAAUCUGGUAGAAGUUUUAAGAGCCUGAAUAUAAUUUACCAUGCUCUUGCCUUCUAUCUCUGCAAUAAUAGAAGCAUGUGUCAAAAUGUAGCCUACAUUAGCUCGUGUCCCUGAGUUAUUACAAUGAGUAGAACUUGCUUGGUGACUCACCAUGGACAGGUAGCAUGAGCGAAAAAGAAAUUUGGUUGUUUUAAGCCAUCGAGAUUUGGAGAUUUUCCGUUACCGCUGCAUAAUCGAAUCUAUUUUGAGAGAACUUUCUACCCAACCCAAUUAAUUUAGUUGCCUUCAAGAUGGCCACCAUAAGUUAAGAAAGACAGAAUGGGGAGAAGUAUGAAGAGAAGGGGGAAAAGAAAUAAAAACAGUUGGAGAGUUGUCGGAGUAACUUUUAAUGUUGAUGGCACAUAGAAUAGAUUAGAAAUAAAUAGAUAGCUUACUAAGGUUUGGUUCACCCCAUUAUAUAGAGUGGGGUUCACCCCCAUUAUAUAGAAUGAAUAGUACCCUCUGAAAUCUUUUAAUGUGGUACUGCUGUAACUAAAUUACCCACUAAUAUGUUCUAAUAUAUAUUACCCUAUAUCUCUCAUAAUUAUCCACUAUAGCAUCUCUCUAACAAGUGACUCUCAAAAGUUGAAAGAGGCUGGGGCCACUUGACUUUUCUUUAAAGUGAAGAGUUCUUCAAAUCAAAUUAUAAAAAUUGUGGUUAUUUUAAGAGUUUAUCUUGACAAAUGAAUGCAUGUAACCCUCACAAUAAAAUGCCUUAGAACUAU
Molecule: messenger RNA, 9417 nt
Organism: Neofelis nebulosa (Clouded leopard)
Lineage: Eukaryota; Metazoa; Chordata; Mammalia; Carnivora; Felidae
Gene: XYLB
Product: xylulokinase
Exons: 20
Coding region: 78-1739 (553 amino acids)
Biological process (GO): D-xylose metabolic process; xylulose metabolic process
Cellular component (GO): cytosol
Molecular function (GO): D-xylulokinase activity
Source: RefSeq, a predicted model, not a curated record